Messenger RNA from Contarinia nasturtii (swede midge), 892 nucleotides. Its product is annotated as mitochondrial import inner membrane translocase subunit Tim21. The coding region runs from base 134 to 802 and encodes 222 amino acids. The record is from RefSeq and is a predicted model, not a curated record. Gene Ontology annotation, cellular component: TIM23 mitochondrial import inner membrane translocase complex. The transcript has 4 exons. Lineage: Eukaryota; Metazoa; Arthropoda; Insecta; Diptera; Cecidomyiidae. Gene Ontology annotation, biological process: protein import into mitochondrial matrix.
UAUUCACAUUUGAUGUGUUCAUUGCUGCCUAUUUUGAUAAACGCCGCAUAAAGUGUAAAAAGUCGCACAAGAGAAUUUUUUAAUUGUUUAAAAAUUGGUAAUUUAAAGUCACAUCUACCAAGAAACUAAUCACAUGAUGUCCAUUUUAUUUGUACGAAAUCUCAGUAAAUUCCGUCAAUGUCAUCACAUAAAUUCAAUUCUAAAAUUAACAUCAAGACCAUUGGCCAUAUCAUCAGUCACAUAUCAAAAGAGAAAAGUUCAAAGUGACAAUGCUAUAACAACGUCAAAUGCCAGCGAUCGAACGGAUAUUUCCACAGAUGUUCGGCCGCUCGGUGAACGAAUCAAAGAGAAUACAAAAACGGCAAGUUAUUUUGGUGUUAUUAUGUUUGGGAUUGGCGUGACUGGCAUUAUUAUGUUUGUUGUAUUCAGAGAGCUAUUUUCAUCGGGCAGUGCAAAUAAUGUUUAUUCGGAUGCAUUAAGCGCGUGUAUUAAUGACACACGUAUACAAGAUGCACUGGGAAAUCCAAUUAAAGGUUAUGGCGAAGAGACACGACGAAGGCGGCGCCAACAUGUGGCCCAUUCCAUUUAUGAGCGAAAUGGAAAGCAAUUCAUUCGAAUGCAAUUUUAUAUUCAGGGAAUCCGAAACAAAGCCACCGUUCAUUUAGAAAAAGAAUUGAAUUCAAAUCGCUAUCGAUAUUUAUUCGUGCAAUUAGACCACUAUCCCCGUGAAACAAUCAUCUUGGAAGAUAAUCGCUUAAGUAUCGACGGAUCGGUCGCAUCACAGUCUUUGGAUAGUUUGUAGUUUCUUGUUGAAUCAUUAAAAUAUGUUGAACAUGUACCGAAACGUUCUGGAUUUCAUCAGUUAAUCAAUAAAUUUUUUUCCACGGUAUAA